This is a messenger RNA of Drosophila novamexicana, 770 nucleotides long. RefSeq lists its product as uncharacterized. Bases 95 to 721 code for a protein of 208 amino acids. NCBI's taxonomy places the organism in Eukaryota, Metazoa, Arthropoda, Insecta, Diptera, Drosophilidae. The record is from RefSeq and is a predicted model, not a curated record. The transcript has a single exon.
UAUCUGUAUUUGUGUCUAGUAUACCAACGAAACGAAGAAUAGGUUUGUUUUUAAAUAUAAAGUUGGUUGUUGAAGCAGUUAUUAUUCUGCAAGGAUGCCACAUCAGCUGUACAAAAGCUGGAAGUACACGCGAUUCAUGAUGUGUUUGCUGCGCUGCUUUCUGUCAUUGUCGUAUCUGUGGAUAAUGCUUCAUGCGGCGGCUGUGGUGCCGGUGGUGAACGAGCAUUCGAAGUGGUUCUUUUGGGUGCAGCAUCUCAAAUUUUGGAUAACCUACGCAUCGAUCCUCACAUUUGAUGCCCAGACGCAAUGCUACGUAGUUCUGGUGAUGCUCAUGGUGCUGUUCCGGCUCUACCAGUGCAGUCGCUGCAACUUCUGCAACACGCGGGAUAACAUACGGGACGGCGGCAAGAUACCCUACAAUAAGCGCAUGUUGCUAUACUUUGGCCCCUACCUGCUGCUCUUCAGCUUCUGCUGGCUGGCAAGCAUGUACUCCAUAGGACUGGAUCUGAUGCGGAUUAUACUGAACGACGAGAUACAUACCGAUUGCAUGUACAGCAAGAUAGGCAUGGCCGUCUUCUUCAAGAUGCUGGUAUUGGCCAACGUGCUAGUCCGAUGUGUACGCUGCGGUGUCAUUCUCCACCUGUUCGCCGAUGAGCCCGACGAGGAGCUUCGCAAUGUUCACAACCUAGGCGAGCAUUUAAAUUUGUUCUUUCUUAACUAAUUUUGUAUUACCUUUGGGUCAGAGUUGUGUAAAAAUUAAAAACGUUUUC